ACUGGAAAUGAGUGCAAUUCCUAACAUUCGUGUGUCGAAUGCGAUGACACAUCCGUACAGCGCUAAUGUGGGUCGAGUCGCUGGCCGAGGCCUUGUAGAUGAGUCCCCGUCUGGAGUACCUACGCGCCUGGUUGUGAUUAGUUACCGAUAGCUGGGACUGCUAACAAUGUCGCCGCCGGACCUAGUUUCGCCCGGGGCCGCUGCCGUAGCAUGAGGUCAGCCCCGGAGUCCCCCUGUCCGGAAGAGGGUUUUUGGGCGACGAGUCCCGACGUCGAGGGCAACAUUUUUUACAGUUCUGAGUUGGCUAACGGCUGGGGGGUACCGCUAGCCUGCUAGCAGCGAUCUCUUCCCGGGAAGAGCACAUGCAAAAGGGGGACGCUUCGGUGUGGCGUAAGGUAUGCCGCACUUUGGAAAGACGAUGAUGACUGUGAUGCUUCUAUGCAUGUUCCCUGGUGGAUUUUGACUCUAAUCUCCACCUGGUGACAGGACCUUGGACGUUUAAUUUCUGUCACCACUGAACCAUUACAGUCCCUGCACACCCUAUAAUACAGUCAGUCAUGCCGGAUGCUACUGAAUAACAAGUAGCACUGGGGGGGAAAAACUCAAGUUUUUCUAAACUCCCAUCAAAGACUGCCAUGUUUGUGUAAGAAUGAGAAACUGAGUGGGGGAAAAAGUGGAAAGCAAGUGAGACUGAAGGGGCCAAAGUGCUUGUGGUGGUGACAGAAAAGUAGAGCCAUCCUGUCAGUAGGUUGGCAGCACCUGAGGCAGCCAGGCCCUGAGGAUGACUAGCCUGUUCAAACGCAGCAGCAGCAAUGGAGGUUCCAGAAGUAGUGGAAGUGGUGGUGGGGGCAGUGGCAGUGGACAGGGGCAGCUCAAUAACAGUAGGCCCAACCGGCAGGUCCGACGCCUGGAGUUCAACCAGGCCAUGGAGGACUUCAAGACCAUGUUCCCCUCUAUGGACUAUGAGGUGAUUGAGUGUGUGCUGCGCUCCAACAAUGGAGCUGUGGACGCCACCAUCGACCAAUUGCUCCAGAUGAGCAUUGAUGGACAGGGCUCAGAUGACAGUUCAGAUUCGGAUGACAGCAUCCCACCAGAGAUUCUAGAGCGAACACUGGAACCUGAUAGUUCAGAUGAGGAACCGCCUCCAGUAUACUCUCCACCAACGUAUGAUAUGCACAUUUAUGACAGAAAAUACCUAGAAACCCCACCAACGCCCCCACCAAGAUUUGAAGCCCAGCCACCUCCAGGUCACCAGCAGGUCAGAAGCUACCGGAACUGGAACCCUCCUUUACUUGGAAAUCUCCCAGAUGAUUUUCUGCGGAUUCUGCCACAGCAGUUAAAUAGUACAAAGAGCUCUGAGAGCAGUCUAUCCCAACCUUCAUCAUCCUCCUCCUCCUCAGUUUCUUCAAUAAGCCAAUGGACAGCCCCAUCUGGUUCUCUGUCUGGAGCUGCAGGGACCACUGGAGGUCCAGGUUUGACAACAGGUGGUACAGAGCAAGACAAGAAACUGAAACAGUAUCUGGAAGAUGAGCGCAUCGCCCUGUUCCUGCAGAACGAGGAAUUUAUGAGAGAGUUGCAGCGCAACCGCGAGUUCCUAAUUGCCUUAGAGAGAGAUCGCUUGAAGUAUGAAUCAAAGAAAUCAAAGUCCAGUCAUUCAUCUAGCAUGGAGAAUUCCACAGGAGAACAGUACUCUACAGCUUCGAUUGAGGCCGUCUCAGACGACGCUCUGUUCAGAGACAAACUCAAACACAUGGGCAAAUCUACAAGAAAGAAGCUUUUUGAAAUUGCCAGAACAUUCUCAGAAAAGACAAAGAGGAGAAAGUCAAAAAGGAGGGCACUCCUGAAGCACCAUUCAUUGGGCACAGCCAACUCUACAGCCAAUCUCCUUGAUGAUGUAGAGGGAAACCCUUGUGAGGAAGAUGGUCAGCCUAGGAGGGCAAACACUCAGGAAGAGAAUGAACAACGCAAUGAGCCAAUAUCAUGAUCCUCCCAUGCUGCACCAUAUCAGGGUUACCAUGGCGAUGUCAGCAUGAUCCAUGGGUGGUGGCCUUGCACCUCUUCCUGUCCCCACCUGCUCACCCUACCCUAAUCCAAACCAGCCGAUAUAAGGCUCAGCAAUGAGUUGAAACCCCCCUCUUCUUCCCAAGGAGAAGAAAUGGGCCAUUCCUAUCACUGGGCUAACUGUCUAUAAAUGAAUUAUCUCUGUAUUAUAACACUGUUUAUAUAUAAUUUUAAAUGUAAAGGAAAUGCAUUAGUACUCACCAGUAUUUGUUAACUGCUUCCUUUAAUUCACUGCGAGGAACAGAAGCAUAGUUACUGUAUGAUUUUCCCAUAUGAACCUUUAUUACUUCUCCAGUCCUGUACAGUAGCAGAUUGUUUGUUUCUGUUUGGGGUCCCUCAGGCUCGGCAUUUCAAAUCCAAGUGUUCAAAUUCCCCUUUAUAUACACUAAACCACAUAGCCCCCCUCCCCCCGUUUCUGAACGUCAGGGGUUAUAUGACUGAAAUUCUUUAGUGUCAGAAUAUUGUGGCCAUUAAUGCAGUGGCUGACCAUUUGUCAACACUUAUCCAUGGUCAUAUUAACCGUUUGACAUUUAAAGGAAUGUGUUCUCAGAAAGCAUGCUUGGGCAGCUGAAUUGAAUAGUGCAGUGUUUGGAGCAGUUUACUAGUUUGGUUUGUUUAGCAAAGUGAAAACUAUGUCAUCCAGUCAAUUGUAGCACCACUAGCAGCACAGUUGCACAUGUAAAAGUUGUGAUGAGCUAUGUUGUCAGAACAUUAAACAAGGAUGACAGACCAUGAACAAACAUGAGUAUCAUGUGACAGAUAAUAUGAACUUGCUUACUAAGUUUCAAAAGGCUAACAGAAUGAGUCUCGAUAACUUUAACUUUAAAACAAGUGUACGGUUGAAACAAUUGAUGUAGUUUGUACAAAGUGUCUGCCUAAGUCUAAAACACUCAAAGGUGGGGUGAAAAGGCUGCUGUCAUAGACAGGAGCAUGAUUGAUUAUCGUUCAAAUAUGGCACAACGGCACAUUUCCGGACAGUGUCUCCCUGAAGGGUUUCACAGUGUUGGACUCAGUUGUUCACAUGAAAGGAACACAACUAGUUGAGUGAAAAAUGAAAAGGAAGGGUUUGAGAGAGAAGUCAAAACACCUCCAGACACCUGCGCCUGGCUCAUUACUGCGAGAAGUGAGUGUGACGAUUGUCAGUUUUCAGAGUUUCAGAAAUAGUUAAAUGCAGCCCACCCAAUGCUGUUAGAAUGUUUGUCUCACACUUGUUGACUAUUCAACAAGCAUUUUGUGUGAAACAUACUGAGGUCUUGAAAAAAGUCAGUUUUCAGUUCUACAUAGCAGCAUAUGGUUGUCGUACUUUCAGACUUAUCAAAUCAUACCACUCUAUCAACUGCAUUCCUACACAUUAACUUAGUUUCAAUUAAAAUCAAAAUGAGCUUGCCCAGUUUGUCGGAUUACCUGCCUCCAAUUUUCAUGUUGCGGUGGCUACAAUCUGUAUUGGCAGAAAAACGGGCCCUGAAAGUUAGGAAGGACAUAUUUAAAUAUUUUCUAAAACUCAAUGCGUCUGUGUUCCAACAAAUUUGCUGUGUUUGCAAGGUGGGAAGCCAGUGAGGGUUCUCAGCUUUGUUUUUGCACUAGUGACUCCUGCUGGGUGGUUGGGGUGCUAGCACCAUGGGGAGUAAAGCUGGGGAAACACUUGCUGACAGAAGGAAACAUGAAGGAGAUAAGAAUAAGAAUCAUCAAAUUCAGCGCACUUCAGAGCAAAUGCUGCAGAUGGCUGCCAGAUUUUUAACAUCUACCUCCUCCUACCCAUAAACCCUUGCAUUUUUAAGGUCAUUUCCUGUUGGUUUUUUAUUAUGUUUUCAGUCUUGCCACAUCCGCAGAGACUUUGCUAAUACUCUGCCAGGUGUUGAGAACUCUUGCCUAAACCUGAAGGACAUUUUUGCAAGAUGUUAAGGAAAUUCUCUGAAUGAUCACUCAGACUACUUUGCCGUAUCUCAGGUUAUCCCUGUAGUCUUUUAGCAAAUCAUUUCAGAGAAUUAAUGGUUGUGAAUGAAGGAUAUGUCUGUCUGGGAAGAUAACACAUCUGAAAUGUGACUGGAUGAUCACCCUGUGAAGACUCAUUCUGAUAGGAUGCCAGUGAAAGUGAAGACUGAAGUUGGACAAAAUGAAAACAAAAAAAUGCUUGUGAGGUUUUCAUGCACCCCUUUCUACUUGUGCUUUUCAUUUGUAUGUGUAGAUGUGAAACUAGCAUGGAUUAGAGCAGUAGUAGAAGUCUGAUGUAGCCUGUGUGAACAGAUGGUGUUAGGAGAGGAACAUAAAGAGUGUGUGUGUGUGUUGUAAAUUUACAGUGCAAGAUUUCCUGGAAAACUGCCUGGUUUUAUGCUCUAGACAAAUUAGAUGAAUGAACCUUCAACCAGUGAAAGCAACUUUCUUUCUUCUUUUUUUGCAUAAAAUGUUUUUUUUUAUCACUUUAGAAACUCUCCUUUUUGGAUUUUUUCCUUCCAGUUAUGUUUUAGCAUUAUCUAUCCCCAGUGAUUUAAAAAACUUAAACAUGCUAUUUGCUCAUUUAGUGAUGAGCAAAGUUUGGGUGUCGGACAGUGAUUUGAAGAAAUUUGUUAAAGGACCAUAUCAGUGUUAAUGCAUGUUUUAGACCAUUUACUGUAAGUUGUGUAUACAUAACAUUUUUAAAUCUCCAUUUACCAACAUUUUUAUACGAACCAUGGAUCAAAUAACGUGUCACUGCUAGUGGCAAACCCAUCGAGAAUCAUCACCAACUCUGCAGUGCACCUCAGCUCUUUGUUUUGGAGCAACAGGCAGCUGUUUUCAGUGAAAAAGCUCUGAUAAACCCACUGCACACUACCUUCCCAGUACCAAACAGCAACUAGCUGAUUAACAUAGUAGCACAUCUAGCAGCUAAAAUGUUGAUAUUUUUCUCAGGUGGAGACCAAAACAGAGCAAAAGCAAGAGUGAAUAUUGGAUUUAAAUUCAUUAGGUGUACAUAAAGAUGACUCCAAAUGAAUGCUAAUGUUGCUCUGUGUCUGCUGGAUGACACAGAAAUGUAUUUGUCUGCAAAUACAUUUCUAACAACUUGAUAAAGUGAUAUGUCAAUGUUGUGUUUACAUUUUCUGCUGCCAACAGGUGGCCAGAAAGGACUGAACAUAGCUUUAAUAAAUGGCCUGAAACAUGCAAAAACAAUGGUCUGGUCCUUUUUAAUGGUGCAGUCAAACAGAAAUUCACUUCCCAUUCAUGUCUAUGUGAAAUGUGGUGCAACACUUUUUUUUUCUUUUUUUUUCUACGUAGUCACAAAUUCACCCACCUCCUUUGCUUUACUCUAGAGUUCAAUCUGAUUCAACUUUGACCUGCAAAGUAACGAUUCUCUGUAAUGUCCAGCCGGUUUGAGACGGGGGGUGACACUGAUCUCUCAUUCAGGAAAUACUGUUUGUUCACAUUCUUAUUUAAUAUUUGCACAGCGAAAUAAUGCAAGCAGCAGAGAGGGCGAGAUGCUGUAGUGAGUUUAAGGGCCGUGACAUUCUUCAUAUAAUGCUGUUUAUUUAACAACUUUGUGGGCUGCUGUUGUUAGGCUGCUAGCCAUGCUAGCUCCUGUAGUUUCUGUUUACAACCCAACCCAUACUCUCUCCUGUCCCCUCCUGAUUUGGCCACACCAUAUGAGUAAAUUUCGCAUCUGCGCCAUAAGAGUAGUAGUCAUGUUUAUGGGUUGGAAGUUCACUAGGUCUAGGUACUGAUAUAGGGAGAGAGCAAUUUGCACCAGUUUGAAGAUUCAUAUAUAAAAGAAAAUUCUGCAGGUUCAUCUUCACAUCCAAAUGAUGUUAAUCGACAAAUGGUUGACAAAUUUAAUGGCUUUUUGGGAAUUUGACUUAAAAAUAUACAAAAAAACCAUUUUAAAUCAAUUAAAUAAUUUUAAAUGGAAGAUGAUCUCAGAGAAGCGUGAAUGGAUGGCUGGCUUUUGUUUUUAGUCCAUGACCUUUGACCCUCUCCCUAAUCACUGUCAAUUUUGAUUCCAUAUAUACAGUAUCAGCACACACUCGCAUAUCCUUAGUCCAUAGAAAUCGAAAAAAUCAGUGUUUGAGGCUCUUUGAUGAUGGGAUUGUUGUGCAUUGAAAUGUAUCGCAAUGAGCAGGCUUCCACAGUUGUUUAGGGCAAUAUUUGUCUGAUUGGGUUUUGGUGUGAUCAGUAAGUAGGUUGAUGUUUGAUUGUUCUUUUAGGGAACCUGUUGAUGUGUUCUCCUCUCAGGGACCCCCCCCCCCAAUUAUUCUCCUCCAUUUAGAUUUUUUUGACACACCUUCCAAGCACAAAUCUCCAGUACGGGAUACGGUACAGGUUAUUUCCCUAAAGCUAAAGCAUCAUUAGGAAUUGCCAGUACCAAACAGAGCUGUCAGUCAUAACAGGGACCAGAAUUUGAUUUUUUUAUUCACAUCAAAUGAUUUGAAGCAACAGUAAACCAAUUUGAGAAAUAAGUUAAAAUUGUUUGCCCUUCUCAUCUGUCAUCUGGUUCCUUUUUCAUAUUUGCAGUUCCAUACUCAGUACAUGAUUAGUCUUCCAAAACACAGAGCAUUUGUGGUCAGAAAAAUCGACUUUAGUUCAUUUCAUAGAUGUCCACGUUUAACACAUCACUAAAGGGAAAAUCCACUCAAAACAAUGCAAGACAAGCAAUGCAGUAGUACAUACUCAAACAGAUACUGGUGACUUACUUCAUGUUCCAGGAUUUAUUCUGCUAUUUGAAUGUAAACUUCUUGUUAUUCUCUAGAACCGACCAAACAUACUGUAGAUCACAUGAUGUCAGCCACACAAUACAGUAUCUUGUAGCUUGAGUCAAGAGCGUGACCGUGAUCUUUGCACUUGCACCUCUGGUCGUGACAGGCACUGGGAAAUGUAGGCAUCAUUAAGAUCUAGACAACCAGAUCGAAAGGUUUUGAUCCUGGAGUGCUCCACCAGUAUAAUGAAAAUGUUGUCCUUUUUGAGUUAUAAUGAAUUAUUCCAUUUAACAACACUAGUCAAAACAGAUUAAAAUUAGCAUUUAAAUGAUUUAUUACCAAUAUCCAAGAAAAAAAUAUUGAAUUCUGAAUUCAUAAUUUCAGUUUAAAAUGUAAUCGCAAAAUAUCAGUUUUAAACAGUUUUAAAUACAUUUAUUUCAUUUACUUAUAAUCAGUCGAUUCAUUUUUUUUGUGCUCGAGCAUAUACACACUGUCCAGCUCAGUAUCCCCUUAAUUGAAAGACGCUUCUCCUUAAUUUAAAGACGUGUUAAACAGUGUGCCACCAACAGUAAUGAGGCCCAAUUCCCAGGGCAGCAGCCAGAACUCUGAUUGACCAGGUGAUAUGUUUAUGUGGGUUGGAUUUGAGUGGAUUUUUAUAGGUGGCACAGCUUUACAUUCAAAACAUCCAUAAAACACUGCGAAAAUAUGAAACGCUUUCUAAACUGUAUUUUUCUGUUUAAAUAAAUGUUAAGUUUCAGUUGUUAGGGUGGAUUUUCUCCUCUUAGUAUGCAUACCCAAAUACGGAUCAAGUCCAUCAUUUCAGCUGGUCAGCAAACACGACCGAACUUCUGUUAAAGGGGGAACUGAGCAGCUGUAUCAUCCGGACCACUGCUAAGAGACGUGUGUGGUGUGUGUCAUGAAUGUACAUAACAGAGGUCAAGCCAUUUAGCAGCGAUGGAUUGUUUUACCGUGCAUAUGAGCUCCGGCCUCUGCUCAUGAUAGUGUAAGAAUGUAUGUCGUAACAGCGGAGCCGCAAACCGCAUGGUCGGCCGGACGCUCUACAGUUGUCUGUACGGAGCUCGUCUCUGUGCUGCAACUAGUCAUUAAAAUGCCAAACAGGAAAAGACAACAUUGGCCGUUGUUAGAUUGGAAUUCUUUAAGGCCCCCUACACACACUCAACAAGGUGGUGGAGACGCUGAAGAUUGGACGUGUUUGUUUCUCCCUGAAGUUGUGUAAUGGUUGUUAGUGAUUGUUGUGUUUUAAUUUUUAUUUCCCCAAAAGUUUUUUUUUCUUGUAUGCGAGAACAUUUUUUAGUCACUGAAAUAAUUGUGCUGUACCUUGUCUGAUUUGUUUAUGAAUUAUAUUUGGAAAUAUAUUAA
Molecule: messenger RNA, 8102 nt
Organism: Xiphias gladius (swordfish)
Lineage: Eukaryota; Metazoa; Chordata; Actinopteri; Istiophoriformes; Xiphiidae
Gene: cuedc1b
Product: CUE domain containing 1b
Exons: 11
Coding region: 782-1984 (400 amino acids)
Molecular function (GO): ubiquitin binding
Source: RefSeq, a predicted model, not a curated record